Choloepus didactylus (southern two-toed sloth) is the source of this 1926-nucleotide messenger RNA. RefSeq names its product salvador family WW domain containing protein 1 (gene SAV1). The record is from RefSeq and is a predicted model, not a curated record. The transcript is spliced from 5 exons. The coding region runs from base 444 to 1499 and encodes 351 amino acids. Gene Ontology annotation, molecular function: protein binding; molecular adaptor activity. Lineage: Eukaryota; Metazoa; Chordata; Mammalia; Pilosa; Megalonychidae. Gene Ontology annotation, biological process: hippo signaling; apoptotic process; regulation of cell population proliferation.
GCGACGGCGGUACCGGUGGCGGUCAUCAGGCAGCCCGCGGCGGACCAUGGCCCUCGCCCGGCUUCCUUGGCCUUUACUCACGGCGUUCUUGGGCAGCGUCGCGGAGCGGGCAGAUUUCCGGGAAGGAACUGAUAUGCGGCUCAGCGGUAGUCGGCGCGCUUAGCGCCCCGAACAUGCGCAGUCCCUGCUGGCGACCCCGGGCUGCGGAGAGAGGCGGCGGCAGUGGCGGCUCUGGAGGGAAGAAGGCGGUGGCGCCGGCGGAGGUGGCGUCGGAGACAGCCGGGAGCCGGCGCGGAGCCCUAGGGAGGCAGUUUGGCUCGGCCUCGGGCCUCGCCUAGAAGGAUGCUGGUCGCGAAAGAAAAACCAAAAACGAAGUGUCCAAGCCUGCGGAGGUGCAGUGGAAGUACGUGAAAAAGGAGACGUCGCCUCUGCUGCGGAAUCUCAUGCCUUCAUUCAUCCGGCAUGGGCCAACAAUUCCAAGACGAACUGAUAUCUGUCUUCCAGAUUCAAGCCCUAAUGCUUUUUCAGCUUGUGGAGAUGGAGUCAUUUCAAGAAACCAGAGUUUCCUUAGAACUCCAAUUCAAAGAACACCUCAUGAAAUAAUAAGAAGAGAAAGCAACAGAUUAUCUGCACCUUCUUAUCUUGCCAGGAGUCUAGCAGAUGUCCCUAGGGAAUAUGGCUCUUCUCAGUCAUUUUUAACUGAAGUUAAUUUUGCUGUUGAAAAUGGAGACUCUGGUUCCCGAUAUUAUUAUUCAGAUAAUUUUUUUGAUGGUCAGAGAAGGCGGCCACUUGGAGAUCGUGUACAUGAAGACUACAGAUAUUAUGAAUAUAAUCACGAUCUCUUCCAAAGAAUGCCACAGAAUCAGGGGAGGCAUGCUUCAGGUAUUGGGAGAGUUGCAGCUACAUCUUUAGGAAAUUUAACUAACCAUGGUUCUGAAGAUUUACCACUUCCUCCUGGCUGGUCUGUGGAUUGGACAAUGAGAGGAAGAAAAUAUUAUAUAGAUCAUAACACAAAUACAACCCAUUGGAGCCAUCCUCUUGAGCGAGAGGGCCUUCCUCCAGGAUGGGAACGAGUUGAGUCAUCAGAAUUUGGAACUUAUUAUGUAGAUCACGUAAAUAAAAAGGCUCAGUACAGGCAUCCCUGUGCUCCUAGUGUACCUCGGUAUGAUCAACCUCCUCCUGUUACAUACCAGCCACAGCAAACUGAAAGAAAUCAGUCCCUUCUGGUACCUGCAAAUCCAUAUCAUACUGCAGAAAUUCCUGAUUGGCUUCAGGUUUAUGCCCGAGCUCCUGUGAAAUAUGACCACAUUCUGAAGUGGGAACUCUUCCAGCUGGCUGACCUGGAUACAUACCAGGGAAUGCUAAAGUUGCUCUUCAUGAAAGAACUGGAACAGAUUGUUAAAAUGUAUGAAGCUUACCGACAGGCUCUUCUUACAGAGCUGGAAAACCGCAAGCAGAGACAGCAGUGGUAUGCCCAGCAACAUGGAAAGAAUUUUUAAGUUAAUUUUUUUAAUAGAAAUUUGUUUCAUAAUGGCUUUAAAAUAUUUUCACAGAUUUAAAAAGGAAACUGCAAACAAUUACUCUAGUUAAUAAAGGCAGCUUACUUUUUUGGAAAUUAUAAAGUUCUAAUUUGACAUGUAUUUUGUCAUUAGAAAAUUCUUUUAUUGAAUGAAAAAUGUGAGUUUAUCAUUCUAAGAACCAACAUUGCAAACACUUCCAAAUGUGUAUUAGGAAACUGCUUUGAAUAUCUUUGAUGCAGAUAAAUGCAGCAAGAAAUGUCAUUUUAACCAUAUGUUAAAUAUGAAAUGAUCACUUGGUAAUCGCUUAAGUAGCAGUACCUUUUAAAAAAAAAAAAGAGAAAGAUAAUCUGUGCAUUAUCUAAAGAUGUUUGCUGCUUUAGCGUGGAAUAUUGUCUGGAAUGGAAUG